CGACGUCAACAGUGAUCGGCAACGCCUUAAUCGCCACCUAAAAGUUGAGUUUUUAUUGUUCAGAAAAUGAAUUUAAAUUUAAAUAUAAUUGCGGCGGUAUGUGAAGGGAUGGGUAUUGGUGUGAAAGGGUCGUUACCAUGGAAACUAAAGAGUGAAAUGGCCUUCUUUACAUCUAUGACUACGAACACGAAGGAUCCAAAUAAGAAAAACGUUGUUAUAAUGGGACGAAGGACAUGGGAAUGUAUUCCACCUAAGUACAGACCGUUGAAAGAUCGAAUAAAUGUAGUUUUAACGUCACAGAAUCUAGAUUACGGGGACAAUGCUAUAAUAUGUAAAAGUAUGCCACAUGCUUUGGAAAUUCUUCAAAAACCUCCAUUGAGCAAUGGAAUCGAAACUAUUUGGGUAAUAGGAGGAAAUUUGGUAUACAAAAGUGCAAUGGAAUCUCCAAACUUUCACCGGUUGUAUUUAACACGAAUAAAAAAGUAUUUUGAUUGUGAUACAUUCUUUCCAGCUAUUCCUAAUAAUUUUACCUUAAUGCAAGACCCAAACAUUCCGCACGGUGUACAAGAAGAAAAUGGUGUACAGUUUAUAUAUGAAGUAUACAAAAAAGAAUAAAUUUUUGUA
Eufriesea mexicana is the source of this 624-nucleotide messenger RNA. It is a transcript of the gene Dhfr, whose product is annotated as dihydrofolate reductase. Lineage: Eukaryota; Metazoa; Arthropoda; Insecta; Hymenoptera; Apidae. Gene Ontology annotation, cellular component: mitochondrion. Bases 67 to 615 code for a protein of 182 amino acids. Gene Ontology annotation, biological process: dihydrofolate metabolic process; folic acid metabolic process; tetrahydrofolate biosynthetic process. Gene Ontology annotation, molecular function: dihydrofolate reductase activity; NADP binding. The record is from RefSeq and is a predicted model, not a curated record. The transcript is spliced from 6 exons.